Molecule: messenger RNA, 2087 nt
Organism: Menidia menidia (Atlantic silverside)
Lineage: Eukaryota; Metazoa; Chordata; Actinopteri; Atheriniformes; Atherinopsidae
Source: the annotation of a GenBank genome assembly
CGGAAGUUUACACUCUACCGUCUCUUCUGUGGUGUGAAUUAGCCUGUGUCUUUUAGCGACUCUUUCUUCGAUUUGUAAUAUAAGUUGUAGCAACAAUGUCUGAAAGAAAAGUGUUAAAUAAAUACUACCCCCCAGAUUUCGAUCCAUCUAAAAUCCCCAAGCUUAAACUGCCCAAAGACCGCCAGUAUGUGGUCAGAUUGAUGGCUCCAUUCAACAUGAGGUGCAAAACAUGUGGCGAGUAUAUCUACAAGGGGAAGAAGUUUAAUGCACGUAAAGAGACGGUUCAGAACGAACUCUACAUGGGUCUGCCAAUCUUCCGUUUCUACAUUAAAUGUACUCGGUGCCUUGCUGAGAUUACAUUUAAGACUGACCCAGAGAACACAGACUAUGCCAUGGAGCACGGGGCAACACGAAACUUCCAGGCGGAGAAACUCCUGGAGGAAGAGGAAAAGAGAAUCCAGCAGGAGAGGGAAGAUGAAGAACUCAACAACCCGAUGAAAGUGCUGGAGAAUCGCACAAAAGAUUCAAAGAUGGAGAUGGAGGUUCUGGAGAACCUCCAAGAACUGAAAGAGCUGAACCAGAGACAGGCUCAAGUGGACUUCGAGGGAAUGAUUGAAAAAUACAGAGAGAUUGAGAAGCGAGAAAGAGAAAGAAUAAAAGAAGAGGAUGAGCGUGAAACAAAAGAGAUGUUGGAGCGUGUGCUGGUGAAAAGACUCAGAGACUCUGACUCGGAUUCAGAAAAGGAGGAAGAGUGCGGCAGCAGCCAGUCGAAGGGGACCUCAUCUGGAGGAGUGAGGAGGAACAAGGUGGAGAGCUGGGAGAGGAGUGUGGGGACUCUUGGGGGCGGAGGAGCGCUGGGCUCCCUGGUGGUGCGUAAGAAAUCAGCAGUGACCGAUAAGAAGAGCACUCCAGAGGAGAGGACCGCAGAUUACACCGAGAGUGAGAUUCUGAGGGCCUACAGAGCUCAGAAAGAGUUGGACUUUGAGGAUCCCUACCAACACUCUGAUAAGGAGCACCAGAAUGGGGGCUUCAGCUCCUGUAAUACAACAGUGAGCCUUCCCUCUUUUCCUGCACUUGGCUCCGUUCUGGCCAACGGGGUGGAGGUGAAAGUCGUGUCUCCAAAACACAGACUAAUAAAAGUGGACUCUCAGGAGUUUGGGCGCUGUAAAAUUCCCUUGAGUCCCGUGGCUGCUCAGGAAGAGCCAGUGAUCCCCUCCGCCCCGGCAGCAUCGGAUGCUGACACCGACUACUCGGACCCAUUUGAUGCACGCCCAGACCCGAGAGCCCGACCAAGCUGGGAGCCCAAAUCUGCACCAACGGACUGCUGCAGUUACAUGGAGCCAUUCGAGGCACAGCGGAUCAUUUCAGACUUGCAACACGGCGUAAUGACUUGCAGAUCUGGGAGUGGAGAUGGCAGCCAGUUAUAUGACAACCCCUAUGAGGAGAGGAGCCGCCUCCACCAUCGAGCCGCUCCACCUCCACAACAGCAGCCUCUGAAGGCUGAGGGGGGGCUUGGCCCAGUGGACAGCAGAGAGAGCAGACUCCCCCAGGACGACGAGAGGCCGGCUGACGAAUACGACCAGCCCUGGGAGUGGAAGAAGGACAACAUCUCCAAAGCCCUUGCAGUUCAGUUUGAAGGGGCAGAAAGGGAGCGUUCUCGAGCCCAGAGCGAACAGACCAGGCUCACCAAGGCGGGCGCAGCAUCCACAUCGGACACAGCUACGCUCCGUCUUGUUAGUGACACUCCUCCUCUCCUGGGGGAGAGAGUCGACCCUUUCCUGCCUCUGGAGAUGCAAGUGUGGUACCACGGAGCCCUGAGCCGCUCGGAGGCAGAGUCUCUGCUGACUCUGUGCAAGGAGAGCUCGUACCUGGUGAGGAACAGCCAGACCUGCCGGAACGACUACUCGCUGUCCCUCAGGAGCUGCAGUGGCUUCAUGCACAUGAAGUUCACUCGGUGUGUAGACGGGCGUUUUGUGCUGGGGGAGAACAGUCCUCCCUUCGCUACCAUCCCAGAGGUCAUCCACUACUACACCACCCACCAGCUGCCCAUCCGAGGAGCUGAGCACAUGUCCCUACUGGACUCCUGA